Molecule: messenger RNA, 378 nt
Organism: Rhipicephalus sanguineus (brown dog tick)
Lineage: Eukaryota; Metazoa; Arthropoda; Arachnida; Ixodida; Ixodidae
Product: sodium/iodide cotransporter-like
Exons: 3
Coding region: 1-378 (125 amino acids)
Biological process (GO): transmembrane transport; sodium ion transport
Cellular component (GO): membrane
Molecular function (GO): symporter activity
Source: RefSeq, a predicted model, not a curated record
AUGUCGUCGGAAAAAAGCCUCGACACCGCCGACUGCGUCGUCUUUGGUGUGCUCACCGCUGUAGGUUACAUCGUCGGGAUAUACUUCUCAUUUUCCCGCCGACGGCAGAAGCUGGCUUCCAGCGAUGGUGAUGUACCCAGCGCAGAUUUCGAAGCAUUCCUGGGUGGCCAGAGCCUCCCGUCCGUAGCUCUGGCCGUCUCCGUCGUGGCGUCCGUGGCGAACGGCAUGAACGUGGUGGGAUUCGUGGGUCACUACUACGCCUACGGUUUCCACGCGCUGUGGAUUCUGGCGGGAACGGCCUUUGCGACCACGUUUGCGGUGGUUGUGAUGAUUCCGUUGCUCUACAGGCUCGGCGUGGCAUCCAUUUUUCAGAUGUAA